GGCGACGUGGUGGUUUCAGCAGGACAACAAAUGUACUAAGAGGCGCUGUUACUGCUUAAAUGCAGGUUACAUCUUUGUGGACUUGACACCUCACAGCUUGUGUAAUUUUGCAAUUGCCUUGUGCUGGAAGCAUAAAUGGAUCCACUAAUUAGACGAAGACUUCCUCCCUCCAUGAGAGCCCUCCUGACAGAUAUCGCUCCAAGGCAGGAGUGGACUGACACAGACGGAGACACCGUGUCCAGAGAUGGGAUUCUACUCCCCUCCAGAGGAUCUGAUGAGUUUCUCACCCCAGCCAAGACCCAAGAAGAGGAGGUUGCAGAAGAAGGGGGUGAUACCAGGAAGGGUUCAGUGUGCAUGUUGUGCAAAUGCAAACCCUCCUCCUACACCUGCCCACGGUGUAACUUGCCAUAUUGUAGCUUGGCAUGCUACCGAAGUCCAGACCACUCUGAGUGCUCUGAGGAGUUUUACAAGGAGUCAGUUUUACAGGCGUUGAAGGAUAUGGGCAAAACGGAAAGUGAGGGGAGAAAGAAAAUGCAGGACAUUCUGAUUGGACUCAGACAAAAAGCAGAAAGAACAGCUGGGGGGAUGGAGACUCUAUUAAGAGAUGUUGGUUUUUGCCCGGAUAGCAGUGAGGAAGAGAAAGGGGAAGCGAAGGAGAGAGUAGAAGUUGUAGAGCUCCUAUCCAGGUUAGCAGAACUUCAACAGUCUGAGGAUGGAAACACAACUGAGAUUCAAGGUAUUUUAAGAAAACUUAAAGAAAUUGGUGAGUGUGACGAGCUGCUGCCUGGAGAACUUGAUGAGGAAGCUGAAGGUGCAGCAGAAGAGCUACACUUGGCUGGCCGGCUCUCUGGGCUGGACCUUGACAGGCUUUCAGAAGAAGAACUGUGGGAACUUCUGAACAGCAAAGAGAAAGAGAUGUUUCUGGGCCUGAUCAAAGGUGGAACUUUGGGAAGACUGGUACCCCUGUGGAAGCCAUGGUGGGAGGAGCAUGAGGAGGAUGGAGCAAAGGCGUUGGUGGAGGUGCUUGAGGAAGAAGUGUGCAACCUGGAGAAUGGUAAUGCAACAUUUAUGGACGAUUAUAAGGUCAAGACACUGCAGGAAAAGGUUACGAGUGAACACAAGGUGAAAAAGACUAAGGAGGGAAAUAAAAAGCACACAAGCAAGGCAAGUGAAACAGUCCACAAUGUGCCUCCAGUUUCUGCAAAAAUUCCAAAGCUGAGUUCCCUCUGCUCCAAACCAUCUCCUUUGGUAUGCUACGGGCUGGUUAAUGCACUUUUUAGCUACACCUUCACCCUGGGUCUGUUUAAUGGCGACACAGAUUCACUGAUGUUUGAAUUUUGUGACAUGAUUUUGGCUUUGUCUGAAGCUCUGAACUCAAACAGGGUCUUCAGCUCUGUUCAGGAGGCCUUAGACUGUGGAGAAAAUGCUGUUUUGGGUGGAGGUUACCUUGACAGGGAAGAUAAACAUGCUUCUGGGAGGGCAACGGAAGCCGUAGCUCACAUCAUGACAGGCAGAAACAGAAUAGAUGCGACAGGAUACUGUCUAGCAGCACUGAGUCAGCUCCGCUCUGUGCUUUCCAAGGCCAGAUCAGCCAUGCCAAAAGAUGGAGAAGAAGGGACAAAAAGACAGAAGUAUUUUCUAGCAAGCAAGAAGUGUGAAUUCUUUCAAGCCUGGGUGUUGGAUAAUAGUCAUCACAUUCUCAGGCUGGCUGUUGAGUUGUGGAAUGAACACAGUAAAUGGGACAGGGAAAGGAACAGCACGGAGAAAGCAAAGGCUGUAGUUGAGGAGAGCUGGAAGAAAGACAAGAAGAAAGGGAAUGGCUGCUUGAUUGAAGAAUUGAGCUGUUAGUUUGUGAAUUUACCCUUUGAUUAUUAUUUUUUAUGUUUGUAAAACUAGGUAAUGGUAACUGGGCAUGAAGACAGUCAGGGCUACGGCACUCUGACAUAUGACCAAGUGUGUGCCACAUUUGGUCCAAACUGGGUUGAAAAUCAAAUUCCUUGACCUUUGCCAAAAUGAACUGUUUAUGGGUGAUUUUAGGGUCAACCUUCCUCAGCAUACAAACUUUAGUAGAAAUCAGCAAAAGCACAGGCAGAUAUGACCUCAACCCAAUGAUUGACCUUUGGCAAAGUUCUACCUGCUGGGCAGUUCCAGGACCCACCUCCAUUUGUGUGCCAAGUUUGGUGGAUGUUAGCGUAAAAUAAAAAUAAAUAAAUCUAAAUGCUUACCUUUGCUCCAAUGACCUUGGGCUGAGGUCAACAGUUGACCUUCAUCCGUGUACCAUAUUUGCAGGGAAACAGACAAAAGACCUGGGAGGAGUGGUGGUCCACACAAACUCUACUCAGAUUAUAUGGUAUGAUUAUAUGGUAUGAUUAUAUACUAUAGUAAUGCCAUCUAACAUUAUUUUUUUCCUUCCCUGGUGGUGAAAAAUAGAUCUGACAGAAAUGACAAGUGGAAGCUGAAAUACAAGUGUAAGAAAUUUCAAGAGAUAAAAUGAGUGAGGUGAGAUGAGGUUUUUACAAUUUGUCUGUUGUUUCUUUUAAAAUAAAUAUACUUAUAUUAAAAAUGAUGUGACAUGAAAUGCAUCUAUAAACAUCAAAAUUACAAGCAUAUUGGAUGUUUUUUUUUUUUUUUGGGCUUUGGCAGCUUUUGUAUCAACAUCAUGUAAAAAUAAAUGAAUCAUUUUUAUG
Molecule: messenger RNA, 2687 nt
Organism: Thalassophryne amazonica
Lineage: Eukaryota; Metazoa; Chordata; Actinopteri; Batrachoidiformes; Batrachoididae
Gene: znhit2
Product: zinc finger, HIT-type containing 2
Exons: 2
Coding region: 136-1848 (570 amino acids)
Source: RefSeq, a predicted model, not a curated record